AUGUUCUUAUUUUUGUAUUUCAGUUACAAAACGCUUUACGCAUUUGACGCAGAAGAACCCGGAAUCUCUUAUGGGACACUGAGUUCGACUUCAAUUCCAUCUUCUGAAAUGGAAAAUGUUUACAAAUGGAUUUCUGCCCUUCCGAACAUCGAAACUCGGGAAAGUGCUUUACUUGAACUGUGUAAAAAACGCGAGAGCGUUCCAGAGCUCGCUCCUCUCCUUUGGCAUUCUUGCGGUUCUAUCGCGGCUCUUUUGCAAGAAAUAUGUGCUAUAUAUCCCUACAUUAAUCCGCCAAACUUGAACGCUCAUCAGUCUAAUCGAGUUUGCAAUGCUCUGGCUCUUCUUCAAUGUCUGGCAUCUCACCCGGAAACGCGAAGCGAGUUCUUGAAGGCAAACAUUCCUCUAUAUCUCUACACCUUCCUCAACACCAGCAACAGAACUCGCCCGUUCGAAUACCUUCGACUGACAAGCCUUGGUGUUAUUGGCGCAUUGGUGAAGACCGAUGAACCAGAGGUAAUCGCUUUUCUCCUUGGAUCGGAAAUCAUUCCUCUGUGUUUGGUUAUCAUGGAAUCUGGAAGUGAGCUGAGCAAAACGGUUGCCACCUUCAUCAUGCAAAAGCUCCUGUUGGACGAAGUCGGGCUGGCCUACAUCUGUCAGACUUACGAACGAUUUGCCCAUGUCGCAACCGUCCUAGACAAAAUGGUAAAUCACCUGGCGAAAGAACAGUCACUUCGCUUACUGAAGCAUGUGAUCCGAUGUUAUCUACGCCUCUCAGACGACGCUCGAGCACGUGACGCGCUAGGUUCAUGUCUUCCGCAGCAACUAACCGAUGGAACUUUCUCCAGCUUGUUAGAAAACGAUAUAUCUACCAAACGAUGGUUAAACCAGCUCCUCCGUCAAGUUGCAGUCCGCGCGCCUGCUAUUCCUGGCGUGAACGCGAGCUGCGUACAGAACGCUGGAGGUACCGGGGACGCCAUCCAAGGUGGCCGGGGACCGCGACAAGCAUUCCCGCCUUCAACUACAAACCUGAACAUGCCCAAUGGAGUUACUGCUGUACCCAGCUCCAUUCCUGUUGUCUCAAGCCAAACACCUGUCGUCUCCGCAGCCUCCGAUGCAGCUAGCACUUCCGCCAUGCACUCAGCUUCCUUCGCUGUACCGUCGUCUCAACCUUCUGGCAACAUGAGCGGCUAAUUCAACGGAGUUUCGAUGAACUAAACUCAAGGAUGGUUUUACGUACUCGUAUUUCUAUUUUCUCGCGCUCUUAGCCCUGUUGUAUGGCACACAUACUUGUUCCGGACAUCUGGAGUGCACAUCUUGUCUAUUUCGUUGUUUCUAUAAAUGUCCGCUAUACAACCGCAUAUACGUGAUUUUU
Molecule: messenger RNA, 1372 nt
Organism: Dicrocoelium dendriticum
Lineage: Eukaryota; Metazoa; Platyhelminthes; Trematoda; Plagiorchiida; Dicrocoeliidae
Source: the annotation of a GenBank genome assembly